Bemisia tabaci is the source of this 862-nucleotide messenger RNA. The record is from RefSeq and is a predicted model, not a curated record. Lineage: Eukaryota; Metazoa; Arthropoda; Insecta; Hemiptera; Aleyrodidae.
UUUAUAGGUCGAUUAUGAGUUGAGUCUCUAUCCAUCGCAUGUCACAAUGAUGAGUUCGAUGUUUAUACCUUAUUUUAAUCCACAAGACCUGUCGGCCAUGCUGCAUUGCGCCGUUUUUAUCUCUCUCGUGUGCUUUACCCUAGCUGCCUCGACAAGUACGAGUAAGACAGUGAAAAAGUACCAUGUGGUCCACGAGGCUGUGGAGGUUAUCAGGAAUCGGCCGGAGUUUCCUUACCGGAUGGUUAUUCGGAAGUUCAACAAGACGAUGCCCGUCAUGGACGCGGAUUUCUGGAUCCUCUCUCCUAAAGUCAACAGCUAUCAGAUGUGGGUAGAGGGAUUUGAGCGGCUAGGUAUGGAUCAUGUCUACACCAAAAGUGCGGUUAGCUUAGCCUUCCCUUUCUGCGAUUUUCUCGCGGGAAAAUUUAUUUUCAACCGAGGUUUUAAAGACUUCGGCACUCUCCCAACAUCGUGUCCUUUCAAACCGGGAAACUAUUCACUUCGGAAUUGGAUCAUCGAGGAUAAAUACUUACCUCCAUUAAUACCGGGAAAAUAUUGGCGGCUCGACUUUUACCUUGGACCCGUUGGAACUCCUAUUCACUCUGAUGGCACUGGAAAAUUCUCCUACUACUGUAAAAUCGUAUAUGAGUGAUCGCAUUUUGCCUUACUUUCAUAUUUUGCUCACAACUUUAAUGUAAACAAAUUUCAAAUUCUACACAUACUGAUACACAUCUGAUAUCGUACCAGAGUCGUGUAGAGGGUAAGUUAGCCGGUUAGAUAGGGACAAUCCAUAAAAAAAAUCGUACAACCGCUAUACUCAUCCCUGUUUAAAGUGUAAUAAAACUUUGAAUUUGGUCCAGUAAAA